Ziziphus jujuba (common jujube) is the source of this 2290-nucleotide messenger RNA. RefSeq names its product transcription factor PIF1. The transcript is spliced from 9 exons. Bases 456 to 2114 code for a protein of 552 amino acids. The record is from RefSeq and is a predicted model, not a curated record. Gene Ontology annotation, molecular function: DNA-binding transcription factor activity; protein dimerization activity. Lineage: Eukaryota; Viridiplantae; Streptophyta; Magnoliopsida; Rosales; Rhamnaceae. Gene Ontology annotation, biological process: regulation of DNA-templated transcription.
GAGAGAGAAAGGCCUUAUCUUGGACUGCUAUGCGCAAUAGACAUUAAUCCACAAGGCAAAGAACGAAAGAGAGCAACAUAAACAGCCAACACAUAAAUCUUCUGAAAAAACCAAAAAAAGAAAAAAAGAAAAAGAAAAAAGAAAUCUCAAUUUCCCAUCACUCCCCCUCCUCGCAAUCCAAUCCCCCCUCUUCCCGGAGAAAACACUUCCAGCCAACACCACAACACAAAAUAAAACAAAAAAAAAAAAAAAAAAAACGGAGCUAUUUCAUUUCAUUUCAGCUAUUACUCACAACAAUCGUACUCCGACGACAUCCGUAAUUUUUUUUUUUUUGUUUGUUUCUUAUAUGAUUACUUUUUUCUCUCUAUAUAAAAUAUAUAUAUUUAUGUCGUCUUUGCAUCCACAGCAACAUCCACUCCAUAAUCACUUGGAUUGUCUAGUAUUAAAAUAGGAAGAUGAAUCACUGUGUUCCUGAUUUCGAAAUGGAGGACGAUUACCCAAUCCCCUCAUCUUCUGGACUCACUAGACCCAGAAAAUCCCCACUGCCAGACAACGAUAUCAUGGAGCUGUUGUGGCAAAACGGCCAGGUUGUGAUGCAGAGCCAAAACCAGAGGUCUAACAGAAAAAUUUCACCAGCCACCAAAUACGACACCGUAAUCCCCGCCGACAUAGAGAUCAGGUCGUCCUCCCAAGGACAAGUCCAUGGGACCGCCACUCAACACCAUCACCAGCCUCAACACCAACACCAACACCAACAACAACUAUUUAUGCAGGAAGACGAAAUGGCCUCGUGGCUCCACUACCCUCUCGUCGACGACUCUUCUCUGGACCACAAUUUCUGCUCCGACCUCCUCUAUCCAACCUCCUGCGUUAACACAGCCAACUCUGCCCCCCUUCCCGUUCGGACGCCUCCUCAUGUUUCCGAUGUUCGGCCGGCGACGAUGCCACCCUCAUAUGCCCCGAGGCCUCCGAUACCUCCUCCGGGCAGGAUUGAACCGGAGUCGAAAUUGCAGAGUUUUCAGCAAUUAUCAUCGAGGAACAAGGCGCCGAGGCUUGAAUCCAGGCCUUCCUCAUCGAAGAGCGUUAUGAAGGAAUCGACGGUGGUAGAUUCCAGUGAUACGCCGGCGGUUGGCCAACGGUCGCAGCUUAUGGAGAUGAUGAGGAGGAACUCGGCGGAGUUGUCGAACGCUAAUUUGAGGUGCGGGACCGUCAGCGGCGGAGGAGGAGUGGCGGCUACGACGUCGUCUGGCGGUGGGAAGGAUUUGGUGACGUGUGAUAUGACGGUGACAUCAUCUCCCGGCGGCUCGAGUGCCAGCGCGGAGCUGAUUGUAGCGGCUCAGAAGCCGCCAGCUGCUGAGGAUCGGAAGCGCAAAGGAAGAGAAGGCGACGACACUGAGUGCUGUCAGAGCGAGGAUGUUGACUUUGAAUCUGCUGAGGGAAAGAAGCGAGAACGUUCAACGUCUACGAAACGAUCUCGUGCUGCUGAGGUCCACAAUCUCUCUGAAAGGAGACGUCGAGAUAGGAUAAACGAAAAGAUGAGAGCUCUGCAAGAACUCAUACCUCGUUGCAACAAGGUUUCUGAUAAAGCUUCGAUGCUGGACGAGGCAAUAGAGUACUUGAAAUCGCUCCAAUUGCAAGUGCAGAUGAUGUCCAUGGGAUGUGGCAUGGUCCCUAUGAUGUUUCCUGGUAUGCAACAGUAUAUGCCACCAAUGGGGAUGGGAAUUGGUAUGGGCAUGGGAAUGGGAAUGGAAAUGGGCAUGAAUCGACCUAUUAUGACAUUUCCAAAUGUGUUAGCUGGUUCAGCCAUGACAGCACCAGGUGCAACAGCUCAUUUGGGGCCAAGGUUCCCGAUGCCGCCCUUUCAUAUGCCACAUGUUCCUCCUCCAACUGAUCCAUCCAGAAUACAUGCACCGAAUCAGUCAGAUCAAAUGUUAAAUUCACUUGGCACAUUAAAUACUAACCAGUCAAGGAUUCCAAAUUUUUCUGAUCCAUAUCAGCAAUAUCUUGGCCAACACCACAUGCAGCUGCCGCUACAUCAGAAUCAAGCAACGGCCCAGCCAUGUAUUAGCAAGCCAGGUACAAGUCGGGGACCUGAGAAUCUUCAGAAUCGCUAACAGGUUGAAACUUUGGGUUGAUGAAAUUCCAAAAAGGCUUUUGCCUGCUAAGUUUUGUAGUGAAAGAGAACAACAUUCCUCGAGAGUAGCUUUCCUUGGCUGGCUAAUACCAUAUAACACAGCUAACAUUGUAAUUGUUACUACCGUAUAUUAAUAAAUCGUCCAUUUUCCUACUA